AUGUCCGCUGCGUCUCCCCGAUUCUGGGCCGGGCCCCUUCGUUACAUGCGCUGGGCAUCCCGUGAGAAGCCCGCCUACUUCUGGUCUGUUGUCAUCGGUGCCCUUGGCCCGGUUCAGCUGGCUCUCGUCCCCCCCGUCAGAAAGGCCCUCGGUGACUACAACGCGCCGCCCAUCCCCGUCACAUACCCUGUUCCCGCGGGACCCAGGAAGCAGCUGACUGGCUACGACGACGAAUGA
Colletotrichum truncatum is the source of this 237-nucleotide messenger RNA. Its product is annotated as NADH-ubiquinone oxidoreductase 9.5 kDa subunit. NCBI's taxonomy places the organism in Eukaryota, Fungi, Ascomycota, Sordariomycetes, Glomerellales, Glomerellaceae. The record is from RefSeq and is a predicted model, not a curated record.